Cynocephalus volans (Philippine flying lemur) is the source of this 1860-nucleotide messenger RNA. RefSeq names its product leucine rich repeats and IQ motif containing 3 (gene LRRIQ3). NCBI's taxonomy places the organism in Eukaryota, Metazoa, Chordata, Mammalia, Dermoptera, Cynocephalidae. Bases 1 to 1860 code for a protein of 619 amino acids. Gene Ontology annotation, molecular function: protein binding. The record is from RefSeq and is a predicted model, not a curated record. The transcript is spliced from 7 exons.
AUGUUUCAUGGAACAAUUACAGAAGAACUAACUAGUCACAAAGAAUGGAGUCACUAUAAUGAAAACAUCAUAGAAGACCAGAAAGAUUUUGUUUUUGUGAAGUUCAAUGGCCUUCAUUUAAAAUCUAUGGAAAAUUUGCAAUCAUGUAUCUCUCUUAGAGUAUGCAUCUUCUCAAACAAUUUUAUUACAGAUAUUCAUCCACUUCAAAGUUGUAUGAAAUUAAUCAAACUUGAUCUCCAUGGAAAUCAGAUAAAGAGUCUGCCAGAUACCAAAUUUUGGAGUGGAUUGAAGAACCUAAAACUCCUCUAUCUUCAUGACAAUGGGUUUGCAAAGUUAAAAAAUGUGUGUGUGUUGUCUGCCUGUCCAAACCUUAUUGCCCUCACUAUGUUUGAUUGUCCAGUAAGCCUUAAAAAAGGAUAUAGACAUGUUGUUGUUAACAGUGUAUGGUCUCUCAAAGCUCUGGAUCAUCAUGUGAUUUCUGAUGAAGAAAUAAUUCAGAACUGGCAACUUCCUGAAAGAUUCAAAACAUGUAGCUACCAACUUUUGUUUAAUUUUUGUCCAGCUUUGAAAAAGGGAGCAACAUAUGAAGAUGAAAUUAAUAAUAUUAAAUAUAUUAUUUCAAAAAUUAAUGAAAUUCUGGCUCAUAAUUCACCAGUUUUGAUUGUUCAAAGAUGGAUACGUGGUUUCUUAGUUAGAAAAAAUUUGAGCCCCUUGUAUUUGUGUAAAAAAAAGCAAGAAAAAAUUAUUAGAGAAUAUGAAACAAAAUGGAUUCACGUAACCGAAGGAUAUGAAGAUAAGCUCUUUAAGGAUAUCCUUUUCAAGCCUGAAACUAAUAUUAAAGGAAAGCCUGCACAUUGGAAACAUAGGCUAUACUCUCCUGUUGAUUUAAAAAGUUCUAGUGAACACAGAAAACAAGUUUCCCCUCUUUCAUAUGAAUUAAAUACAAAAGAUAUUGGCCAGAAACCAAAAAAAUCAAGAGAUCUCAUACAAAAAGGUCAAAAGGAGUCUGAAGAUGAAAUUGAGGAUGAAGAAUUGGAUACCAGUUUUAGGAUAUCAGUCUUCAAACUACCCUUAUACACUUUAGAUUCAUUGAAGUAUGCUGCAGUAUUGAAAGAGAAAAAACAAGAUUCUUCUCUUAUAUGUUCCCAGCCAUUUUCUACCACUCAUCCAAAACGAAUAAUUAAAAAAGACACUGUGUUGGACAGGAAUAUAAGAGAAUUUUUUACAACACACAGAGCUGGUAUGAAACUCCGAACACUUCGUGAAAUUGAUAAAUAUUACACAGAACAAAAGAAGCAGGAAUGCCAUAAAGAAAAGAUAACAGCUGUAGCCAUGGCACAAGUUGCCCAAGAAAGAGUUAGCAUAACUGUUAAUGAAAAUUUAAAUGCGAAAAAAUAUGUUGCGCAAAAGUUAAUUGAAAAAGAUAAUGAGACACUUCAGAGUGGUUUACGACAACUUCGCCAGGACAGAUUUGACUAUUUUGAAAAAGUAAGAAAGAGAAGAGCUCUGUUUCUGGAAGAAAAAACCCAAAAGGCUGCAGAUCGUUUAUUAGUUCAAAACUUAAAUAAUGAGCGCACUCUUUUGAUCAAAGGAAUGAUUAAAGUCGACCGAUUGAAGCAGAAUGAGGCUGUCCUAAAAGAGAAAAGUCUCAUUGUUCAGAAAAAACUAAAAGCAGAAAACUAUCAAAAGAAUUUACUUAAACAAAUGAAGGAAUUUAGGGCUCAAGAAAUACAUAAAAAGCACUGUGAAGAAAAAUUUGUUAUCAAUAUGCUUGCCCUUCAAAAAGCCUGUGAAAGAUUCCGAGAGGCUAAAGCAAAAGUUGCAAAAGUAAAAACAAACGUAAAGUUCCCAGUGGUUUGA